UCUCCUCCUUUGGGCCUCGUCUUGGUUUUUAGGGUUCCAUUUAGAUAUCUAAUCCAUAAAGGCACAGCUAGUUCUGGAAUGGAGGUCACAAAUUCAGACAAUUCACAGUCGGCAACAUGUUCUUCCGAUGUGGAUCAUCUGACAGAAAAGGUUGGACUGGAUACAAAGUCUGAGCAGGCAGAGGGAAAAUAUGAUGUCAGUAUUGAAGAAAUUAGAAAUAUAAUGGAGGUCAUGGCGGCAUCUGGAAAGUUCUGGCACGACUGGGACAUGUUGAAAAGCUUGCUAUCAUUUUGGAUGAAGCAGGUGUUGGCAGAAUAUCCUGAAGCCCAAAUGGCCAGUGGUGAUGGGCUGCAGAAGAGUUCUUUGGUAGGCGAAACAUAUACUGAGUUAGUGAAACGUCUGGAUGAAGCACUUCUUAGUUUUACUGAAGGUCCUCCUUUUACACUGCAAAGGCUCUGUGAGAUACUCCUGUCACCAAAGAGCACAUAUUCAAAUCUCUCGAAGCUUGCGCUAGCCUUAGAGAAGAAUUUGUUGGUGACUUCUACCUUAACUAUGUGCACUGAACCUUAUCCCGGAGAACUGGGGCAGAAACACAAACCUGGUAGGGAAAAUGAGAUUACCAAAGAAAAUCCUGUACCAAAUGGAGUUGAAACUCCUGUAGGUGACGGUGAUGAAGAAAUGACUGAUGCCGAGGCUUCUGAAUCUACUGAUACUGCUGAUACAGAGAUGCAAGAAGAAAAGGCCAGUGAAACACCGCCCUGUAAACCUGAAACAGGAUCUGAUUCCAAUACCUCCAGUGAAGCUUGUGCCACCAGUGAACAGCUAACCCCUUCAACUCAAGGUUGAAGCGACUACUGGGUUUGGUUGCGUGACAGUAGGUACAGGAAGAAGUUUGAAAGAUGUUCAAACACUGGAUGUGGUAUUGGUUUCAUGUGGCCCCACUAAGGGGUAGAUAUCAGAUAUCUAGAUCGUUUCAAAUCUUGCUUGCUGCUUUUGGAUUCCUCAGUUUGUGCUACUCUUUCUGUGUGCAUGGUGAUGAUGGGCUCAUUUGUUACCUACCUUUCUUCUAAUGGUGACUGGACAAAUCUGUGCAAUUCAUUAUCAUUUAACCUAUCCCGAGUAUGUGGUUGUGGACAAAGAGUAGCCAGUUGACCUCAGUGAAAACAUGUUAAGUUAUCGGCAUCCAAGUCGCCCAAAUAAAUGUUACACGUUUAUAAUGUCUCAAUGUAUGCCUCAUGUAGCUGUGAUGAUA
Molecule: messenger RNA, 1252 nt
Organism: Musa acuminata AAA Group (dessert banana)
Lineage: Eukaryota; Viridiplantae; Streptophyta; Magnoliopsida; Zingiberales; Musaceae
Exons: 8
Coding region: 79-846 (255 amino acids)
Cellular component (GO): protein phosphatase 4 complex; cytoplasm; nucleus
Molecular function (GO): protein phosphatase regulator activity
Source: RefSeq, a predicted model, not a curated record